AUCUCAACUCAACUCUUCUCUACUAAAUUAAAAGGAUGGAUUAUGUUCGUGUUGUUAAUUUUAUGAAAACAGAGAUCACUAUGAAACUGUUAUUAAUUUUAGCUAUUAUAUACCCCGUGUUCUCUACGGAUUUUUCAUACGAAGCUAGGAAAUUAGACAAUAAUAUUAUUGCUUCUAAAUUACGCCCGAAAAUGACUACUUCAUCUCCAAGAGUGAAGUUAUCAGAUACCCCUGAAUGUGCCGAUGAUAUCCGGCACAUAUGUCCAGCUAGUAUUUUAAACAACAAUUUUGCAGUGUUAGAUUGUUUACAAAAUGAUAAGCGGAGAGAAGAUGCAGAUUUAUCAUCUCAAUGUCAUCAUCUGAUUUGGACUUUUAAACGGAAUCUAACUUUAGAUACUAGAUUUGUUACUACAGCGAAACAUAUGUGCAAGAAGUUUAUCGAAAGUCAAAAGGAGUGUGUACCGUUGGAGAAUGUCAAAGGUCAUUUGUUAUCUUGUCUAAUGAAUGCUGCUGAAAAUGCUACAGAAGCAGAAUGUCGAGCAUUUUUAAAGAAGAUGGAAGCAAUUGUUUUUAGUGAUUAUCGUUUGAUAUACAAAUUUACAGAUGAGUGUCAGUCUGAUAUUGAAAAAUUUCAGUGUGGUCGUCUUGAAAUGGAUUCUGAGGAUCCUCAUUCUCAAGGAGAGACAAUAGAAUGUUUAUCUAAACAGUCAGAUAAACUGUCACCUCUCUGUAAGCAUGAAAUUCUCCGCAUAGCUGAACUCCAAGGAGAUGACUUCCACUUAGAUCGGCCGUUAUUCUUUGCAUGCCGGGAUGAUCGAGAAAGGUUCUGUGAAAAAGUGGAAGCUGGAGAAGGAAAAGUGUAUCGAUGUCUUAUGAGACACAAAAUGGAAAGAGAUAUGAGUCAAGAGUGUCGAGAAAAACUGUUUCAAAGAGAAAAACUUGUAGUUCAUGACUAUAAAAUCAGCAGAGGUCUUGCUAAAGCUUGCCGGGAAAAUAUAAAAAUCUAUCAUUGUAGAGAUGACACAUCUGAUCGGCGAGAAAUUCGAUUGGCACAAAUUUUGUUGUGCUUAGAAAAUGCAUUGCAUAAAGGAUAUCCUGUUGCUGGUGAAUGCCAGGCAGAAAUGCUGGAACAUCGUCAAACAUUAUUGGAAAACUAUCAGCUAACACCAGAACUUGCUGCUGCCUGCGAAAAAGAUGUCCAUACAUUUUGUGGUAGAAGACUUGAACUUGGUGGUAAAACUCUUCACUGCCUAAUGGAGCAUGCAAAACCUUCCAGAAUCGAUAGUGGUCGUAUUAGUGACUCUUGUCGUCGAGAGCUGGAAUCAUUAUUAAAGCAAAGUGAUGUGGGAGAAGAUUGGAGAGUAGAUCCGGUUUUACAAGAGGCCUGUCAACCAGUUGUAGAUGCUGUAUGUUCUCAUGAAAAACCAGGAGAAGGAAGGGUUAUGUCUUGCUUAAUGAAGCAUUUUGACUCAACACACAUGAGCUUAGAGUGCAAAGAGAAAUUACUUCAGAUUCAAUAUUUUGUAUCCAGGGAUUUUAAGCUAGAUCCUAUUUUAUAUAAACGCUGUCGAGCAGAUGCUGAAAAGCAUUGCCAUGCAAAAAAGAACUGGCAUGAUAAACCAUCCAGAAUGGAUCCAGAAAGAGGUCCAAUGGUACUGCCGUGUCUCUAUCGUUAUGCUUAUCAUCCAGAUAAAAAUGUUCAGUUAUCCAGAGAAUGUCUGUAUGAAGUUCGCCGUGUUAUGCGACAGCGAGCUGUGAGUGUGGAUCUGAUGCCUGAAAUUGAAGAGCCUUGCUUGUUGGAUCUCACCGAGCGCUGCAGUGAAAAUGUUGAAAAGGGAGAGGAAAUGAUGUGUCUUCAGAAGAGUUUAAAAGAUCUUUAUCCCGAUUGUCAAAAAGUAGUAGCUAAUUACACUGAAGAGGAGUCUGAACAUUUAGAGCUUAACUAUCCUUUGUUUUAUGCUUGCAGCACAAUACUUCAUAAGCAUUGUAAUGAUUUGCUGGCUAAAGAUGUUGACCAAGGUGACUUAAUACAAUGUUUAAUUUUGCAUAAAAAUGAGCCUGAAAUGAAAAUGAAUGCAAAAUGCAGAGUUUCUGUUGAACACUUUCAAUUGAUAUCUCUUAAGAACUAUAGGUUCAGCUAUAAAUUUAAAGAAGCCUGUAAAAAAGAUGUGUUACAUUUGUGUAAAAAUGUGAAAACAAAACCAGAAGUAAUAAGCUGCUUGAGUGGUAUUGUUACAAAUGAUACAGUUUUCGAAAAGACUCACCGAAUUUCAAGAGAAUGUCGCCAACAGCUGAAAAUUGAACAAUUUGAAAGAGAUGAAAGCAUCAAACUUGAUCCUGCCCUCAAUGAUGCUUGUAGUGAAGACCAAAAAACAUUUUGUAGCAAUGUUAGACAAGAAGAAGCUCAUAUGUUAGAAUGUUUAAAAAAUCAUCAAAAGUCUUUAUCAUCCGCAUGCCACAAGUCCAUUUUUAACCGGGAAAAAGAAGAAAUGGUAGAUAAUGCCAUUGAUUAUGCUCUCAUUACAACAUGCAAGCCUAUGAUAAAAAAGUACUGCUCUGAUACAGAUUUAUCCCAGAUUUUAGAUUGCCUAAGAGAAAAAAGAGAUGAUAAUGGCAUGGAUAGAACUUGUCGAAAAAUAAUUAUCAAAAGGAUGGUGGAGCAAAACUCUGACUAUAGAUUAAAUCCCCGAUUGAAACAAGCUUGUGUCAGAGAUAUCCCAAAAUUUUGUUCUACUGUGAUUGCUGAUCAUAAAGAUGGAGAAGAGUUUGAAGGAAAGGUAAUAAAUUGUUUGAAGCAGCAAUAUCGCAAAAACAAGAAACUUUCUCGUCUGUGUGAAAAUGAAAUAGUUCGAUUAAUGAGAGACGUUGCUCUGGAUUAUAAUUUGGAUCCUCAACUGGUACAAGCAUGUAGUUUUGACAUUCAAAAGAAAUGCUCAGAUGAACCAAAUAUUGAAGAAUGCUUAAAAAUAAAAUUUCAGAAAAAAGAACUGGAAAAAGCUGAUUGUAGAAGGGAAGUUGCACGUCUAAUAUUUGAAGGAAAAGCUGACAUACAAUCUGAUCCUUUAUUGUAUAGAGUCUGUAUAACAGAUAUUAAGCAUUUUUGCAGUGAAAUUCCAGCUGGUCAUGGUCGACAGUUGUCAUGCCUCCUUACAAUUCUGGAAGGAGAUCCUCCUUCUGCUGCUGCUUUAUCAGAAGAGUGCAAAACAAUGCUAUCCAAACGGGUUCAAAUGUUUGAGUACGCUGCACAAGUAGCUCCUGCUGAAUCUGUUGGAGAUCUUAUUCGCCAAGUUGCUAUCUCUCCAUCUAGAAACUAUAUCAUUGUAGUGAUAUUAGGUUGUCUAACUGGCAUAUUUGUUGGCGGACUUUUCUGUGGUCGAGUUACUAAACGAGUGACUGCUAUGGAAAAAAACAAGUGAAUUAUUUAUCUAGCUAGAUAAGUUUUUUUUAAAGCAGAACACAUUUUCCAAACUGUAUGUACAGCAUAAAUACAAUGAAUUUCUAGUUAAUUUUUUAUUUUUUUUUCAUCCUUUUUUUGGACAAAAGAUGGAUUUGACAAAAAUCAUACUUUCUUACCUAAGGCAACCACUCCGAACUGCCAUGAAAAGGUUUUGUAUAUACAAACUUAAACAAAAGUAUAUAUAUAUUGUUAAAUUUUGUUUAUUUAUAUGUGCUUGUGCAAUGAUUUGAAUUUUAUAAACGUGUAUAGUAUGUUCACCUUAUGUUCUAUUUUUCUUAUUUUAACUUGUACCAAAGAUGAAAAAGACUUAAAAUUAAAUUCUGACUAAUUUAACAUUCCUUUUAAUAUCUCAUGCUGAUAACUCUCAAUAGUUUUGUUUUGUCUCAGAAAUAUUACUCAAUCAGUAGUGUAUGCAGGAUUUUUUCGGUUUCUGAAUUUUUUAAUUUUUAUGUAUGUUUAGCUUAUUUGAAAGAUUACUGAAUAAAUAUACAGUAAUUAAUAAUUAACUUUAAUUAUUAAUAAUUAUUUCAAUAAGUAUAAGAGAGAAAUUAUUUUUUCUAUAAUUUUCAAUCACAUUUAAUGUCAUUUUCUGUAAUAGUUUAAUGUAUAUGCACUUAAAAAUUUGAUUUGAAGAAGAUCUCUGUUUAUAUGCGACAACUUUUAUUGUUAUCCAAUAAUCUUGAUUCUAUUGCAUAUCCAUCGCAUUUUUAUAUUGAUUUUUUAACUUUAAAGUAGGUUUUCUGUUAUUAUUGAUUUGAAAUAUUUAACAGGAUUUCUAUUAUUGAUUUGAAAUAUUUUAAAUCAGCAUUUAAAUUAUACAUAUUCUUGAUUUUUUUAAAAUAUAUAUAUAUUUGAUCUUACUAUUUUAAUUGUACUAUUUAAGUAUCUCCCAGUCACACGUAACUUCCCCAAAAUUGAUACAAAGUUUAAAAUCUAAUCACUGUUUUUAAAUAUGUGAUACAUUUCCCAAUGUUGGAUUCAAGUGCUGCGUUGUUUUCUGUUUUCAGAUUACUCAAUCUUUUAACUAUCUUAAUUUUUGGAUGUAAUGAUAGCACGACUGUUUUAUUCUUUAUCGACAUGCUUGAAAACAUUUGCAGAACUUAGUAAAAUAGAAUGUUUAUUCUUGGUCUAUUUUUUUUAAUCAAAUAAAAUGCAAAACUUUUCUCUCUAAUUUUUGGAAAAAAAGGAGGCUUGUUCCUCUAAUGUUAAAACUGGCAGAAAUAUGUGAGCAAAGGGGAAGGGUAUCAUGUUUGUUACUAAGAGACAAACGUAAUUUUUCGAUUCCUUCAGAGAUUAACGGAGAUUCAGGAUUUUCCUUAAGAAAUUUUUUUUUUGGAGAAGGUGUGCCUAGAGAAGAAAUGCCUAGUUUUCAAUUUUUUCAGUUAGUUGGACAAUUUGUAAAUCAACGUUUAGAUAAAUGGUGCUUUACUGUACCUCAUUUUUUUUUUUUU
Parasteatoda tepidariorum (common house spider) is the source of this 4908-nucleotide messenger RNA. It is a transcript of the gene Glg1, whose product is annotated as Golgi apparatus protein 1. Gene Ontology annotation, molecular function: fibroblast growth factor binding. NCBI's taxonomy places the organism in Eukaryota, Metazoa, Arthropoda, Arachnida, Araneae, Theridiidae. The record is from RefSeq and is a predicted model, not a curated record. Gene Ontology annotation, cellular component: Golgi membrane.